UCUCGACUAACCGGAUCCAGCGCAGAACACGACUGCAGCAAAAGAGUGAACUUUUUCCUUCGAUUUGUCGCACUCCGGAGCGAGCUCGUUUCUGGCGGGAAGGAGCAGGAGGAAGAGGCGGAGGCAACGUCGGAGUUGGGAACAUGGGAUCCGAAGCUCCGGUUCCGAAAUGGGGUUCGAAGCCUUGCAUCAUGGGCAUCGACGAAGCGGGCCGUGGCCCUGUUCUUGGUCCCAUGGUGUACGGGUGCUUGUACUGUGCUCGAUCGUAUCAGAAGACACUCUCCACUCUCAACUUCGCAGAUUCGAAGACAUUAAAAGAAGAGAAGAGGGAGGAAUUAUUUGAAAAUCUAAAGGCUGAUGAAUCAAUUGGCUGGGCUGUUGAUGUCAUAGACCCACGAGAGCUUUCAUCUAAAAUGCUAAGGAAAAAUAAGAUCAAUCUCAAUGAAAUAUCACAUGACUCUGCAAUGGGACUUGUCUCCAGGGUGCUCAAUAUGGGUGUUCUUCUAACCGAGGUUUAUGUUGAUACUGUCGGAGAUGCUGAAAAAUAUAGAGUAAAGCUUUCUGAAAGAUUUCCAGGGGUCAAAUUUGUGGUUGCAAAGAAGGCUGAUAGUCUUUAUCCAGUUGUUAGUGGAGCAAGCAUAGUCGCAAAAGUCACGAGAGACAGAGCCUUGCGUGGAUGGUUGCUUGAGGAAACAGCUGAAAACAUGCAUAAGGAGUUUGGUUCCGGAUAUCCUGGAGACCCCGAAACGAAGGCAUGGUUGGAACAACAUAAACACUCGGUUUUUGGGUUCCCAAGUCUCGUCCGCUUCAGUUGGGCUACAUGCACGGCAUACUACAAGGAGUUUGUUGAAGUCGCAUGGGAAUCUGAUCAAGUGGAUGAAGAUGAUUUCAAUGGAAGUAAUGGCAAGAGACAGGUGAAGCUGAGCAGUCUUGGUUUUACAUCGAAGAGGAAGAUAGAAGAGACAGAAUCAAGUGGCAGAGGUCGCUGCAAAUUCUUUCAAAGCCGAAAACUCCAGCAACUCACUCACUUCUGAGAAAGGCUGAUGACUAUCGUGAGGACAACUGAGGUUCCUUUGGUUAGAUAUGUUUGUUUUGCAGCGGCAAGUCAACUUGAUGAGUAAGAAAGUGA
This is a messenger RNA of Syzygium oleosum, 1129 nucleotides long. RefSeq names its product ribonuclease H2 subunit A. Gene Ontology annotation, cellular component: ribonuclease H2 complex. The transcript is spliced from 8 exons. Gene Ontology annotation, biological process: mismatch repair; DNA replication, removal of RNA primer. Gene Ontology annotation, molecular function: RNA-DNA hybrid ribonuclease activity; RNA binding. The record is from RefSeq and is a predicted model, not a curated record. NCBI's taxonomy places the organism in Eukaryota, Viridiplantae, Streptophyta, Magnoliopsida, Myrtales, Myrtaceae. Bases 144 to 1034 code for a protein of 296 amino acids.